Molecule: messenger RNA, 1864 nt
Organism: Ctenopharyngodon idella (grass carp)
Lineage: Eukaryota; Metazoa; Chordata; Actinopteri; Cypriniformes; Xenocyprididae
Gene: adipoqa
Product: adiponectin, C1Q and collagen domain containing, a
Exons: 3
Coding region: 446-1222 (258 amino acids)
Molecular function (GO): protein binding
Source: RefSeq, a predicted model, not a curated record
CAUGUUAGCUGUAUUGGUGAAUCGUAUGGCUAGAUUCCAAACUAAAUAGGUCUUACUAGGUAAACAGACAAUAAUCUCUUCCAUCCCGAAAUAAGCAGACCCCUCACAAUAUUUAGAAAGCUUUUAAAGCAAUCAGAUAACAUAUUAGCUACAUACUAUUAGCUAUUCACGCUAAGUGUACAUUAAACUGACUAGCAGGCAGCAGAAAUGAAUCAGUUAACAACAAUAAAUAUAGAAAACUCACACGGUCUUAUCUGAAUGUGAUAGUGUGACCGCUUGUUUAAUACCAACAGCUGCUUUGCUUGUCCAGUCAGAUAUUUUUAGGGGUGACAAGCACACAGGAAACUUGCACACAAGAUCUCAAAAGGCAAAAGGACAACAGCUCAAACUACAACUCCACACAAAAGACUGUAAAUGACACACUUUUGAUGGCCAGAUUGAUCAGAUGGCUUUUAUGAUGAAGUAUGCAUGGAUAGCUGUGCUUUGUGUGGUAAUGGCAGCCACACUGGGCGUCUCUCAGGAGGAGAACACAGAGCUGGCUGAGCAGGACAGCAGGGAACCUUGUGCCCGCUGGAUGAGGGGUGUUUCUGGAACCCCAGGUUUCAAUGGAAUCCCCGGGCGGGAUGGACGUGAUGGGCGUGAGGGGGAGAAGGGUGAUAUCGGAGAUCCAGGUCCCAAGGGACCAAAUGGAGAGCCAGGUGAACCAGGGGACGAGGGACCUGCAGGCAAAAGAGGAUUUCCUGGAAACCCAGGUCUGAAAGGAGAGAGUGGAGAGGGUUCCUUCCCCUACCACUCGGCUUUUAGCAUGGGACUUACAAGUAAAAUCAGCUCUGCCAGUGGAGCUCCCAUCCGCUUCACAAAGACCUUCUACAAUGAGCAGCACCACUACGAUGAAAUCUCCGGAAAGUUUCGCUGUGCAAUCUCUGGGAUCUACUACUUCACAUAUCACCUCACUAUCAACGGGAAGGAGACCAAGGUAGCUAUGUUCCGAAAUGGCCGGACUGUGGCCUUCACUCUUGACCAGUUCCACAACGGAAAUCUGGAUCAGGCCUCCGGAGGGGCGAUUUUAAAUCUGUCUGCUGGAGAUGAGGUUUGGCUACAGUUGUAUGAUGACUUUUUUGAUGCAGGGAUUUAUGCUGAUAACAGCAACGACUCCACUUUCACUGGCUUUCUUUUGACUCCUAAAAUCUUAAGCAACCCAUUUGACAACCGCAGACGAUGACACCAUCUAUGUGGAUGUAUUUGUAUCCAUAUGUUCACUUAAUCUUAUUGAACAGUCAGUUUAAUGCAGCAUGCAGAGAUUAUUUGCAGUGAGUUUUCUAGGCCUGAUCACAGGGAGUCUUCCUGCCACCCCGCUAAACGUUACAUCUAGCCAACUGGCUUCCUUUCAGUACAGCAGUUGUUGUGUAUUUUAGCACACAUCAUCCUAGCAGAUACUUUAAUCAGUGUUCAAGGUCAGUAUAUAUGUCAUCAUACAUGCUGAGCUAUGACCUUAUAAUUAUAUUUUUGUUCGGAUUGUGUGUUGGGGUGUAAAAUACUUUUGAUCUUAUAUGUGGCAGCAGCUCUUUAAUCGCUGUUGGUGUACCAUAGUACCAAAAUAGCAUCACAGCUGUUGAGAAUUUAUAUUUAUUAAUGCUAAUUAGAAGUAUAUGGAGGUCUCUAUGUCACAUUUUGCAGUGUUUUAUCAUCUCUCUAAACUCUCAAGACAGUUAACUAAAAAAUCCUGCAAGUUAUGUGUCAUAUUACUGACACAGACAAAGUUAAGAUUGAUAAAGUUUGAACUGUGAAAGCAGUUUAUGUACUGGUGGGGUGCUUGUUAUUAAAUAUGGAUUUGUAUGCUAAUUUAGUGCAUACUAUUUCAUUA